This is a messenger RNA of Hyalella azteca, 2642 nucleotides long. RefSeq names its product N-acetylated-alpha-linked acidic dipeptidase 2. The coding region runs from base 189 to 2132 and encodes 647 amino acids. Gene Ontology annotation, molecular function: carboxypeptidase activity. Lineage: Eukaryota; Metazoa; Arthropoda; Malacostraca; Amphipoda; Hyalellidae. The transcript is spliced from 17 exons. The record is from RefSeq and is a predicted model, not a curated record.
GCAGCGCCACGCUCAUCAGUCGGCCGAGGCUGGCUCGACCACAGGGGCUGGUGAGCGAUGAGAUCGUUGACUACAUCAACGCCAACGUCCAGCCCGACAACAUCAGGGAAAACCUCAGGUUUCUAUCGUCGAAGCCUCACUAGGCCGGGACGGCGGCUGAGGCUGAAACAGCGCAAUGGGUGGCAGGAAUGUUUCGCGAGUACGGCUUGGAUGAUGUCAACAUGGCGUCCUACUCCGUCCUACUAUCCUACCCCGACGGUCCUAACAUGGUUCGACUAGUAGAUGCGGAAUCAGGUUUGGUUUUGGCAGAAUCUUCGCCGAAACAGCCGCCGCUCUACGCCCCCGAGGAGAGUCGAGACGAUGUGCCUUAUUCCUUCAACGCGUACGCCGCUCCCGGCAACGUGUCGGGGCGUGUGGUGUACGCUAACUACGGCAGGCAAGAGGACUUCAAUUAUCUCGUGGCAAACGGCAUCGACAUCGCCGGCAAAAUUGUCAUUGCGAGAUACGGCAUGAUCUUCAGAGCAAACAUAGUGAACUACGCGGAGGCGCUGGGUGCAGCGGGAGUGCUUCUGUACACGGACCCCGCAGACUUUGCUUUGGACGGCCAGGACGCUGUUUACCCCAGCACCGUGAUGAUGCCACCCUCAGGCACCCAGCAGGGCACUGUCAAACUGACAGACGGAGAUCCUCUCACUCCAUUCUACCCGUCUAUUGAAAGUGCGUUCCAUAUUCCGGAAGAAGAAGCGGCGAUUCCAAAAAUUCCUGUGCAGCCUCUGAGUUACGAGGACGCGUACUUUGUGCUCAAUUCACUAGGAGGACCAGAAGUGCCCGUGGCCUGGCGAGGGGCACUGAACAUAACAUACCGCGUGGGGCCCACCCAGCUCGCCCGCUACGUCAACAUGGAAGUGCACACCCACAACGUGCCCGCCGUCAUACAUGACGUCAUCGCCGUGAUACGCGGUGCAGAGGAGCCUGACCGGUAUGUAAUUCUGGGCAACCACCGCGACGCUUGGAUCUUCGGCGCCAUCGACCCGUCCAGCGGCACCGCCGUCAUGGUCGAGCUCAGCAGGGUGCUCAUGCGCAUGCGCAACGAGACUGGCUGGCGGCCGCGUCGCUCAGUCGUGUUCUGCUCGUGGGCGGCGGAGGAGUACGGGCUCGUAGGCUCCGUCGAGUAUACGGAGCAGUUCAGGACGCAGCUCCACAGCAGAGCCGUUGCCUACCUCAACAUGGACCUGGCUUUGCUUGGCAACUACUCCCUGAAGGCGAGCGCUGCGCCGCUGCUGUACGAGGUCGUGUGGGAAGCCGCCAAGCUUGUGGCCAAUCCUGACGCUACCGAGGCGGCUGCCGGACGGACGACCGUGUACGACACGUGGCUGGCGCGCAAGCCCGACCCAGUCUACUCUACACGUCCGCAGGUUGAAUUGCUGGGGUCCGGUAGUGACUACAAAGGUUUCCUGUACAACCUCGGCAUUCCGAGCCUCGAUAUCUGUUACAAUCAUGACGAGAGCGUGCCAGGCUGGUACCCACUCUACCACUCCCUCUACGAGACCUUCGCUGUCGUAGACGAACUCUACGACCAGGGCUUCUUGUUCCAGGCCGCCCUCGCCAGGGUCUGGGGGCUGGUUGCCGUCUCUCUGUCUGACCCGCAGCUGUUGCCGCUGUCACUGCAGGAGUAUGCGCUCUUCAUCAGUGACGUCCAGCAGCAAAUCUUGCAGGACUUCGGGCAACUGAUGACCGACAACAACAGAACCUUUGAUCAUUUCCUAGACGCUGGUCGGUCGUUUUCUGCUCGCGUCGACCAAUUCACUCAAGAGCUCCUCUUCGUCGACCUUGAUGACGAUCUUGCCGUGCGACGCGUCAAUGACCAGCAAAUGCUGGUGGAGAGAUCAUUCCUGGACCCUCAAGGCCUGCCGGGCCGGGCUGACUUCAAUCACGUGGUGCUGGCCCCUAGCGCGUCUGACGCCUACUCGGGCACCGCGAUCACGGGUCUCACGGAUGCGCUUCACGCCAUCGCCGACGCCGGCCCCGACGACGACAUCGCGGCUCUGUGGCGUACGCUUGACGAGCACCUCGCUGCCGUCACCAGCAUUAUCUACAGCUCCGCUAUGUCCCUCACGCUUCAGCUUUGGUGAACAGACUUCAUAAACAUAGUGAUCUCGGCGCUGAAGUGUAGGCCUGAUGUGGCCUGUCAUGUUCUAUAACCAAGAAUUAUUUAGUCCUGUGCAGUCAUGGAAGAUUAAAAGUCAUAGAUAAAUCUUACAUCUUCCGUUUUCUUUGUUGGGUUUUGAGCAUAGAAUCCUAAAAUUUCGGUGAGUAUGUCGAGUUUAAGAACGCCACUGUGAUAAAACUAUCAUUUACUAGCAGCUAACCGAAUUCUUAACAGAAGUUGUUGAAAUUUAUUUUUAAAAAUCCAGUUUUCUCCAUAUUUUAUUUCACCUUAAAUCCUUUAUUAAGCCUCGAUUUACUUUUGAGACUUACUUGGUUUUCAUAAGCAAAAUAAUUUAUAAAACUAAUAUUAUUGGACCUCUCGAAUACUUUUCAGGACUGUCUCUAAGAUUAAGUAGAAAGCAGAAAUACGACCUGUGGGCGUAUUUACAGAAUACGCCUGUUUCCAUGUAUUUUUUUCUGGCAAAACUGCGUAU